AUCAAAAAGAAACCUCCUCCGGGUAAAGAAUCAAAAUCCAACACAAUGUACUCUUCAUAUUCUUUAUCCAAACGCCUAGUUUAUAUCCCUAUCUUGGCUAUACAACUCCUGCUCAUAAGCAGUGUCUCGUCACUGAACCUUACCAAUGACUAUCUUAACCACAAAUGCCUCGUCAGUCAAGGGAAAUAUAGGCCUGGAGAUAAGUACGAGGACAACCUCAACUUUCUCACCCGUGAAGUCUUAUCCUAUAAUUUUCCGGAUGGUUUCAUACACAUCUCUUAUGGCGAAGCACCCAGUUUCGUCGCCGUCAUAUUACAGUGCCGCGGCGAUUCCUACGACUCCAAGUGCCUCUCCUGCUAUGCCACCGCCCUUUCCGGGCUUCGUAGGAGAUGUCAGAGGAACAAAGGAAGAGUAAUAUGGUACGAUCAAUGUUUUCUCUUCAUUAAUUCGAUCAAAUCAUCCCCGAGGAAGAACGAUUACAGGAAUGCUUUCUCUAUGCACAACCCAAACAACGUGAUCGAUAACACCGAAUUGUUCAACAAGAAAACGAGGGAUUUCCUCUACGAGCUCAUGUUGGAAGCCACUACACCCAACAGGACAUCGAUGCUUUACGCAGCAGGGGAGAAGAAGCUAGGGACAAAGAAAUUGUAUGCAAUGGUGCAGUGUGCGCAAGACAUACUGCGAUGUAAGGGUUGUUUGGAAUGGAGUAUCAAUGAGCUUUCCAAGUGCUGCCACAGUAAACAAGGAGCAAGAGUUUUGGGAACAGAGUGUACUCUUAGCCAGAACAAUGCGUUUCUCUUCCACAAGUGCUCAGACAUUGAAGGAAGCUUCACUUCGAAAAGUCCCUACGAGUCAAAUCUCAACAAUCUCUUUCCUCAACUCUCUUACAAAGUUCCAUCCACCGGUUUUGCCACCUCCUCCGCUGGUAUCACUCCAGACAACGUCAACGGUUUGGCCCUUUGCCGCGGUGAUGCCUCUUCCUCUGAUUGCAGCUCCUGUCUUGCCACCGCCAUCCCUGAGAUACGUCAGAGGUGUCCGAGCAACAAGGCAGGUAUAAUAUGGUAUGACAACUGUCUUGUCAAGUAUUCCUCGACCAAUUUCUUCGGGAAGAUCGAUUUCGAGAGCAGGUUCUAUUUGUACAACGUCAAAAAUGUGAGUGAUCCAUCGACGUUCAACACGCAGACGAAAGCUCUUCUAACCAAGCUGACAAAGAAAGCGACUACUGGAGAUAACGAGAAGCUGUUUGCGACAGGAGAGAAGAAUAUCGGGAAGAAUAAAUUGUACGGACUAGUGCAGUGUACGAGGGACUUGAAGAGUGAGGCUUGUAAGGCAUGUUUAAAUGGAAGUAUUGGGGAGCUUCCUAACUGUUGUGACGGUAAAGAAGGAGGGAGAGUUGUGGGUGGGAGCUGUAACUUUAGGUAUGAGAUUUACCCUUUUGUUAACGCUGCUUGAUUAAAGUCAUUGUAAUAUGUAUAGAAAUGUAAUGUAUGGUACUGUUUGUAUAAUGUGUUGAACCAAUAAAAUAUAAUCUUCUCUUAAUGGGUUGUUUAGUACGACAGACAUUUAAGAGGCUUGUUUGCCUCCUAUAAAUAAAACAUUCCGUUUGCC
This is a messenger RNA of Arabidopsis arenosa, 1608 nucleotides long. Lineage: Eukaryota; Viridiplantae; Streptophyta; Magnoliopsida; Brassicales; Brassicaceae. The record is from the annotation of a GenBank genome assembly.